UGUACCUGCAGAAACAACAGGAACAAUCAUAAAGCCAUCCUCCAACGCGAUACCUCUUCGACGACUUGCCCAUCGUUAUACAUUCAGGCACGAACGACAUCCAGACCCUUGUCUGGACCUACGCACCGUCCACCUCAUCACCUCUUCCCGCUCGCUAGCGUGACCGUUCCGAGCAGCCCUGACAUCAUAAUUUGAGUGAUCUUGUUCCACUUGCACUCGAACUGGCCCAAAGCAAAAAAGCACAAGGCUCCCUCCACUGCGUCACCCCCAAGACACCAAGUCCGAAGAUCGCAUUUUGCUUUUAACCACCUGUGACCUGCGUCAAAGAAACAACCUUCCUUCUGAACAUAGCACUCUCCACUUUCGCCCUACGACUGCCCUGGUCAUUACAUUAAUUAAUAACAUAUCGACUCUCCACACACGGCAAUUGCAAUGGCUGUAGCGCGUCCUCUAUUGGGAUUGAUUUCCCUUGUCCUCGUUGGUGCUGGACUUCUCUUCCAAUUCUUCGUUAUCCUGUCUGGCGUGUCAAACACCACGCCUCUCAACAAGACCUACUUCAUCCAAGUCGACACUGCUGGAACUUCUGCUGUUCGCAACCCCGCUCGCUGGACCUUCUUCCACAUCUGUGGUGUAGUCAAUGGCAAAAAUGGAAACUGCCGCUCCCCUACUCCCGCUCUGCCUUUCGACCCCCCAAGAAACUUUGGCAGCGACCAGGGCAUUCCUGAGGCCUUCAUUGGUACCAACCACUACUACUACCUCUCGCGUUUCAUGUUCGCUUUCUACCUGAUUGCUCUCUUCUUCGCUGCCAUUGCCUUCCUCACUGGUAUCCUCGCCAUCUGCACUCGUCUUGGCUCCUACCUCUCUGGUCUUACCGUCGCCGUUGCUGCCUUCUUCCAGGCCCUUGCUGCCGCUCUCAUGACUGCAUGCUUCGUCCAAGGUCGCAACGCCUUCCGUCGCAAUGGUCAGGAUGCUCGUCUCGGUCGCUACGGUUUCGGUUGGACCUGGGCUGCCUUCGCCGCCUUCUUCAUCGCCAUGGUCCUCUUCUGCGUCGGCGGUGCGGUUUCCAAGUCCAGCGAGCGCACCCCCCGCAAGGGUGGAAUGUUCGGUCGCAAGGCCAGCACCCGCUCCCGCGGCAGCUUCAUCGAUUCCGAGAGCCAAAGGCGCGUCAAGGAGGAAUACGAGUAAAGCAGAGCUAGAACCCUAGACUCUUGUUUACGAGCUUCUUUGUCGUCGUCUGUUUUCACGUUCAUGAUAUCCCUAGAUCUAUGAAAUCUGCAUCUCUCGGGAUGUACGG
Messenger RNA from Aureobasidium subglaciale EXF-2481, 1294 nucleotides. RefSeq lists its product as uncharacterized. NCBI's taxonomy places the organism in Eukaryota, Fungi, Ascomycota, Dothideomycetes, Dothideales, Saccotheciaceae. Bases 433 to 1185 code for a protein of 250 amino acids. The transcript has 3 exons. The record is from RefSeq and is a predicted model, not a curated record. Gene Ontology annotation, biological process: cortical actin cytoskeleton organization; septin cytoskeleton organization; endocytosis. Gene Ontology annotation, cellular component: cell cortex; plasma membrane; membrane raft.